Messenger RNA from Lolium perenne, 1467 nucleotides. RefSeq lists its product as uncharacterized. The record is from RefSeq and is a predicted model, not a curated record. Lineage: Eukaryota; Viridiplantae; Streptophyta; Magnoliopsida; Poales; Poaceae.
CACCCCACCCACAUCCUCACUCCACCACGCUCGCCUCCUACUCCUAGUCGCACCACCGGCCACCACCAUCCCACACCGGAACCAUGAAACAGUGGAAGUCCCUGGUGGCGCUCCAUUCCUCAGCGCAUUCCUCCUGCUUCCCGCAUCCGCCCUCGACGCCAUCGCCGUGCCCCUCGCCGCCGCGGGAGCUGGCCGAGGAGAAGCAGCGGCAGCAGGCGGUGAGGCUGGUGGGGUGCGACGGGCAGGUUCUGACCUUCCGCCGGCCGGUGACGGCGCGGGAGCUGAUGCAGCAGCACCCGCAGCACCUUGUGUGCCGCUCCGAUGCGCUGCUCAUCGGAGAGAAGAUCCCGGCCAUCGCCCCCGCGGACGAGCUGCAGCCAGGGCAGGCUUACUUCCUGCUCCCGGACCACCUCUUCCACUCCGUGAUCUCCUUCGUCUCCCUCGCCUCCUCCCUCCUCCUGCUCCUCUCCACCGCCCCCCGCGCCUCCUUGGCGCCGGGGGCCAAGAAGCAGCCCCGCCCAUUCGAGCUCCACCGCACCGACUCCGGCACGCUGCAGAUCAAGUUCUCCGACGACUUCCUCGUCGACGACGACGACACCUCCGAUGCCGCCCAGGCUGCCGAGAAGCCGGCGGUGCUGCGCGGGGACGAGAGGCUGGAGAAGGAGUACGAGGAGUUGGUCGGAUACGGCAAGGCCCUACGGUGGGCGCCCAAGCUAGAGACCAUCCAAGAAGUGCUUGUCACCGCCGCGCCCUCCGCCCAAGGGCGUGAUAGGAGGAAGGGGAUGAAGGUCAUGCCUUUCCUCGCCAAGCUCGGAAGCCGCAGGCGGCGGGAGACGACGACGACGACCACCACCAUCAUUUGCGGCAAUGACAAUGCGGUGGCGUGCUCGGGCUAGCACGUGAUUCACAGCUGGUGGUCAACAGUCUCCCCUCCGCUGUGUAAUUAAGAUCUGGGAUUGAUUAAUUAAGGACAUGUACAAUGAUAUCCAGUCAGCUGUAACACUGUCCACGUAGGAAAAGAGAAGACGUGGGAGGGAGAGAGAAAGAAAAAUGGCACAGUCCGUCUGUAAAAAUACAGUCGAUCUGCAGCCAAGAAAAUUGCUGCCUACAGACAGCCUCCUUUCCAUUGGUACGACCCCAUCACAAGUAGUGGGCCGGUUGGAUCUUGCCUGCCAUGAAAGUUAUGCGCCGUGUUUUCCGUAAAUUUCUAGUGGUUAUGGACAGUCAAAUAGACUCCUCAUUGUAUAGGCUGUCUGCUGUGCUGUCUACAGUUGACGUGUAGAGAUUAUACGGACACCCACCGUCGGAACGAAUGUACAUGCCCUAAGGCGUGGGUGUAGCCCACGACGUGCCGGUGCAGCAUCUGCGUCCUCAUUUGUAAUUACUCAACAAUUUUGGUGCUAAUUUGUAGUACUACAUGGCUUUCGUACUCAUAGCCGGUUGGAGACCAACAUUUUCCCUUAUUUC